Trichoderma harzianum CBS 226.95 is the source of this 3580-nucleotide messenger RNA. RefSeq lists its product as hypothetical. The transcript has 5 exons. The coding region runs from base 364 to 3210 and encodes 948 amino acids. Gene Ontology annotation, molecular function: ubiquitin binding. NCBI's taxonomy places the organism in Eukaryota, Fungi, Ascomycota, Sordariomycetes, Hypocreales, Hypocreaceae. Gene Ontology annotation, biological process: protein deubiquitination; double-strand break repair via homologous recombination. The record is from RefSeq and is a predicted model, not a curated record.
CAAGAAGGCGCGUCAAAGAAUCAGUUAUGGUGAGACUCCCCGCCUGCAUUCCCGCCAUCUGUCCAUUCCAUUCCGUUUCUUUCCUUUCCUUUGCAGUUCGAAGUGCACACAGAUGCUUGUUAAUGAGCCCACCCCGCACGCGACCGACGGCCCAGAUCAGACGAACCACAGCUCUCGUGCGAAUGUCCGGGAGAUGGACCAUGCACAACAGCGCCGUUAACGAGACUCUGGUUUCCGACUGCUAACCGCCUCUUCCCAGUGCUCGAGAAUGCCAAAUCCUCGGCAGGCGGCCAUCGCCUCGGCGUCAAUGGCCUCGCCGUCGAUGCGGACAACGCCAUCCUCUACUCUGGUGGCCGAGACGGUAUGAUUUGCGCCUGGGACCUGAACCUUGACCUACGGCACCGAAACGACAUCAUCGACGAUGCAUCCGCAAAACCAAAGCCGACCACGACGUUCCGAGCCCAGACACAGGCGCAUAUGCACUGGAUCAACGACCUCGCUCUAGCACAGCACAACACCGCCUUGGUAUCGGCAUCUUCCGAUCUCACUGUCAAAGUGUGGCGACCACACUCUCAGGAAGAUAGCACCCGCGCCCAGAAGAUUGGAGAGCACGACGACUACAUCAAGUGCGUCGCAACGCCGCCAAGCGAUAUGAAUGCCAACUGGGUUGCCUCAGCGGGCCUGGACCGCAAAAUCUGCCUCUGGGAUCUCAAUGGCGGGGGCAAGACGCUCGAGGUCAACGUCAAGGGCGAGGAGACGACCGAGAAGGGAUCUGUCUACGCUCUCGCCGUCGGUCGCAACCUCAUUGCCAGCGGCGGCCCAGAGAAGACGGUCAAGCUCUACGAUCCUCGUACUGGCUCCAAAGUCUCCAACCUCGUCGGUCAUAUAGACAAUAUUCGCGCCAUCCUAAUCGACGACGUCGGCGAUACCAUAUUGAGCGCCAGUGCCGACAAGACUAUCAAGAUGUGGAGUGUCAAGGGCGGUCGUUGCAUGUACACGUUUACAAUGCAUGACGAGAGCAUCUGGUCUCUGUAUUCGGAUGACCCUCGCCUCGGCAUCUUCUACAGCAGUGAUAGGUCGGGUCUCGUCGCCAAGACCGACGUACGAGGUAGCCUAGAGGACAUGGAUGAUGGAUUAAGUCUCGCUGUUGCACAGGAGCAUUUCGGUGUCUCCAAGGUUGUGGCUGCAGGCGGUCACAUCUGGACAGCUACGAACCGAUCGUCAAUUAACCGCUGGGAAGACGUGGACACAGGCGCAAACCUGCCGCUUCCCGAAGAGUACCGCCGUCAGCGCGCAAUGUCAGCUGCGUCCAACAAGACAAGACAAUCAACGGCAACUACUCAGCCGCAAACGAAUGGGUCGUCCAAGAAGGAAAAGGAGAUACCCGCCGAGUCGAUUCUGAGAAUAUCCAACACAGCCACCUUCCCGUCGCGCACGCCUCUGGACCCAGAACCAACCCCCGGUAAUGACGGCUUAUCAAGAAAGAAUUCGGAAGUGGUCGUGGAACAACCCGAGCCGGAAAUCAAGCCCAUCCACACCCUGCCAGUAGAGACAAUUGAAGGUCAAUUCGGCCUUUUGAAGCACAAGCUACUCAAUGAUAGGAGGAGGGUCUUGACUUUGGAUACGGCUGGCGAUGUAUUGCUGUGGGAUUUGAUCAAGUGUAAACCUAUCCAGAGUUUUGGAAAGCAACAUCUCGAAGAUGUCGAGAGGCAGGUUAAUACGCGAGAAGCAGUGGCUCCCUGGUGCUCAGUUGAUUUGAGCUCUGGCAAUCUCACUGUCGUGUUGGAGCCCUUCAACUGCUUCGACGCCGAGGUGUACGCUGACGAACUCGAAUUGGACGAGCCCAUUGAAUUCAGGGAUGAUCAAAGAGUGAGCCUCGGCAAAUGGAUCCUACGGUACUUGUUUGCCAAUCUUAUUGACGAGGAAAUCCGACGCGACGAGUCACAUCGCUCAAAGCUGAACGAGGGCGUGGAGAAAAGACAGGCUGCCACCCGGGCAGAAGCGCCCACGUCAAUCGUCAUUCCCGGGCCUGGCAUUGGAGCUAUGUCAGAUCAGCUCCUGACACCACGCGCGAUUGCUCCUCAUCUUCAAGUGACCACCCCUGGUCUGGCGAUUGGGCUGGCGUCACCUGGUGUCCAAAUGACGCUCCAAGGCGUGCCAGAGGAAGCAGUUGCGAGUCCUUUGGAAAGGGAAGCUUCUCGUCCAUCAGCUGAGAACGACUACUUCACAGCUGGCAUUGCGCCAGCUGGUGGCACCGCGGCUGCUCCUGCGGCGGCAGAGACAUCAGAACCAAAAACGUCUACGGAUAAUAGCAACGAGAAAUCCAAGGAAAAAGAAAAGGCUGCCGACAGUAAAUCACCAUUCAGCAGAAAAUUCCGCAUGUCAUUCAGCUCCAAGAGAAUCGGCCGGUCGGCAUCUCAGGCAACACAAGAGAAGCCCGUCGUUGUAGACGACAAGGCCGACGAGUCUGAGUCUUCUUCCAAUCACGAAAAGGAGGUUGAUGACAGCUUCUUUGGCGUGAUUCAGAAGAUCCGAAACGAAUAUGACAAGCAAAUUGCCGAGUCUCCCGAUAAGUUCGUCGAGACACGAGUAACGCCGAGCUUGCCAUCCGACACACCCGUUUUGAAACUUCCUCUCGGGACCAAGGUCAUUAUACAGGAGGAAACGUCGGGUGGCAGUGCAAACCUGUACCAAGGGACGGUGGAGAAUCUCGGCAGAGAUGCCGAUAUCAUCGAGCAAAAAGCGCCCAUGUGGCUCGGUGACGUGUUACUACAGAACCAGAUCCCCCUGAAAGACCCCGUCAAGAUAUCCUUUGUCUUGCAACCCAUGGGCAACCUGCCUCCCAUUGCCACGGAUGGUAACAGCCGUCUAAACGCAAACCGGAUGCUGCGGGUGAAGAAGAUUCUGGGCUAUGUUUCCGAGAGGAUUGAGCCAGAGCAAGAGGAGGACCCUAGCGCCCUCAAGCCCGAAGAGUAUCUCGAACUGUAUUGCAAUGACCAGCUCCUUCAUCCAACAAUGAACCUGGCCACCCUCCGGACCCACGUCUGGAAAGGCGGAAGUGACAUUAUGCUCUAUUACAAAGCCAACGGCCGCAAAGAGAUCCUCCCAUUGCCAACAAUCUCUAGUACACAGUCCGCAGACGCGAGCGUACCACCAGUCCCACCACUGCCCACAGGAGAGGCGGCGACUGAGACUACCAACGGUGUAUAAGUGUGAACGGCAACGCAAUUGUUUGUUAUACCUUGUUCUAUGCUUUCUUUUAUAUAUCAGAUCCCUGACAGCGUCACGUUAAACAUGAUUUUUCUUCUUUCUCUCUCCUUGAUCUAUAAUUUAUGUCCGCGCCCGAAGAUAUAUGGUUAUCCUCUAAACAGUUGUCUGUGUCGUCUAUUCUCAUGUCGUUACUAUACAAAAUCAUCAUGGAUGGAGGGGAAGGAGGAUAUACAGUAUUGAUACGCUGGUCUAUUCAUACAAAGAGCCCUCCUAAUUCUUGUUCCUGUUUAUACAGCCAAGUUGAUACAUAUAUAUAUCCCCGUCGCCAUAGCGCCGAUCUAUAUAGUCCCAUUUUGAUUCUUGUUUUCCC